Molecule: messenger RNA, 3240 nt
Organism: Nematocida parisii ERTm1
Lineage: Eukaryota; Fungi; Microsporidia
Exons: 1
Coding region: 1-3240 (1079 amino acids)
Source: RefSeq, a predicted model, not a curated record
AUGCUCCGAAUAAUUAAAAGAAAGACAAUAGUUCUGUUUAUUUGGUACAUGUUGAUAUACGCAAUACAACUAAAUGGGUUUAAACCCAUUGUUUUUGCUUCCAAUUGGGAUGGCGUGCAUAUGUUGAAUAAUAGCACAAGUAAUAAUUAUUUCUUACAGCAAAGUUAUUCUAGCAACCAACCCGAAAAUGUGUCUGUGAAUAAUUUAAAAGAACCAUCUUAUGAUGAACAACCAAUAUAUGGGGAACAAGAAUAUAAUUCAUAUAAUAUUCUAGCUGCUUUUUUAAAUACCAGUAGUAAUGAGUUAGCAGAAGACUUAUAUAAAAUACCAGUUUCAAAUCUAUUUGAUCCAAAUUAUACAAAUAAUUCCUAUAACAGCAGCUACUCUUUGUUAAAUGGUGAAUAUUCAAAUAGUUCAUAUAUUGGUCAAGAUAGUUCUUUCAAUAAUACACUCUUCAGAAAUAACUGGGUUGAACCAGAAAUAUCACAUACAUUUGGCUCACCUUCUACAAGUAUAAAAUAUAACCCAGAGAAAGAAUAUACACUACUUGAAUUAAAUAGUACUAAUCUUGCUUGUAAUAAUAUACAACUACAAAAUAUAUCUACAAAUCCAAUGCCAUAUUCUCCUCCUGCCUGCAGUGAAAACAGAAAAUUGUCUAGAAUCACCAAGAGUCUAGAAAGCACUCAAACAACAAGUACAUCUAUAGAUGGAAAACAAAAAAAUCAAAACUCUGAAAGUGCUAUAUCAUACAUUUCUAUAAAUAUAAAUUACAACACUGUUAAUAAAUUAAAGAAAAUCUCCUUUAUAACGUCAUCUAUUCGAAAUUCAGACGAGUAUAAAAGUAUUGUAACAGCUCUGCAUGAUUAUAUACUAGAAUUUAUAAAAAAUGAACAAGACCAAGACAAUUAUCCCAUGCCACUAUCCCUCGAUUCUAUGAUGUAUACAGAAGAUGAAUAUUCAAAAUCAAUAAAAGAGAUAAGAGAUAAUGCUAAUAAAUACAAAAAUGUAUGGGUUGCACUGUACUUAGCUAAAAAAGAAAAUAUACACAAAAGAUUGAAUCUUAUUGGCUAUCUAUCUAAGCAACAAAAGAUAGAAAAUGAUAUAUUCCAAAGUUGUGAUUUGUCCUAUUAUCCUAAUAUUUUGUCAGAUUUAAAUGCGAAAUGUAAAUCUUCUUAUAGAGUCCCUAUAAAAAACUCAUCAAAAACCAAUUUAAAAGUGGAAUCUGAUCUUAAUCAAAUCACGCUUGGUAUCAUCUAUACUAAAAGGCGUAUAAAUCUUCUAUGGCACGCAGAAAGCAUGUUAAUAGCUUAUAAUAAUCAGGUUAUGUUGAGCUCGUCUAUCAAUAUAGUAGAAAAUCUAAAAAACCGGCAUUUAAAAAAACAGCUCCUAUUGAUUCUAUGCCUCCCAGAAAUAUAUGAAGAUCUUUUCUAUAUGAAGUACGAAGAAAUCCAUCUAUUAAAACAAAAAAUCAUGAAAAGUAACGCCAGCUUAGAAUCUAAAAACAAAUGCGCUCAAUUUUGUAUUAUAGAAUACUUAUAUGGAAAAGUUCACAAUAACCACAGCUUAAUGGAAAAUGCAUAUAGCAAUAUACUAAAGAUUAAGAAAAGACUUUUUAGACAUAACAGUGAUGAUAUUGAUGUGUAUAAAUGUGUAUAUAAAACAUUUGCAUAUUUUUACAAGCACUCUUAUUAUUUGUAUGAAACCAAUAUUAAUGGCAGUAUAAGUAAUUCUUCUUUUUUAGAACCAAAUAAUUGUUAUCUAUACAUGAAACAAUACACAAAAAUAGAUCCCAGUAACACCAAGCUAUACCAAGGAAAAGAUGUUAUUUCAAUCCCAGAUAAAAGAAAAUGCAGUAUGGUAUUUAAAUAUACCAAUACAAAAGAGAAUAGUAGAAAAUUAGACAAAAUAAUAAAAAAAAGUAUAGUCUAUACUCACGCUAAGUCAGAAAUCAUUUCUAUACCAUAUUCGCCGCACUACCAUGUUCAGCUUGUAGAUAACAGCACGCAUCAGAUGCACAUUGUGCACAUUCCCUUUUUUGUUUCUACUGAGGAUGGCAGCGAAGUGUAUCAUUAUAUACAUACAAUUGAGAAUAUUGUAAAUCAUGCAAGUAAACUGUUGUGUAACAAAACUAUGUAUAAUCAGAGAUACAAUAACACUAUAUAUCCAUUCAAGUAUAACAGAAAUGACAAAACCUGGUCAUUAAUCACAAAGCUUAAUAAUGAUCAGAUUAAAAAAAGAAAAUUGGAAAAUAGUAAUAGUAUACAUGACAUGGACAAAACCAUAGAAGAAAUGCAUAAUGAUGGAUUUGAUAUUGUGUUGUACUAUAUUGAAGAAGGGUUAGACGAAAUCGAAUUUUUAUUUGCACAGCUUAAUCCAAUUAGCAUAGAGACAAUUAAUACAGCAUACAAAGAAAACAAAGCAGAGGCAAAGAAGUUGUUUGAUAGGUAUGAACCAAAUAUUGGUGUGCCACGAAUCCCGCUCUUUCUACCUAGACUAAUGACAUCUGUUGUGCAUUUUGGUCCAUAUGUUCUAAAGCCAGAAAAAUAUAAAUUUGAGUCCAUUAAGAACUAUCAAGACUUGGUUCCUAUUAAAUUUUCUAGCUCGAUAGACCGUAUGGUUAAGAAAAAAGAUCGAAAACAGACAAUUAUAGAAAUACUUAACAAAUUUAGACGUGAAAUAUAUUAUUACAGCGAUUUCUACAUACUAGGUAUAAAUAGUUUUUAUGAAGACUGUGAUUGCUACAACAUGAAUAUUAAGCAAAAAGAAUUUGAAGAUAAUGAAAUAGAACUCUCUUGGUACAUUAAAAUACAAUUUAAUACAGAAGAGUAUAUUAACUAUAACUUAGAUCUAAGAAUACCAUAUUAUAGCAUUAGCACCAUAGAAACCAAUAUGAAGCUUGCUAUUUUAUCUUUAUUACUAAAAAUGCUUCAAAGAAAGCACGUAUCACAGGAUAUUCUUCGAUAUGGAUUGUGUAUAUAUACAAAAAAAAGCACAGGAGAGAGCUUUACAAUUUCUCUUUUAUGUCCAGAAAUGAGAGCUUUUAUGAAUGAAUUGUUUAGCAAAGACAAUGAAAUGUAUUACAUACUUAGUCCUCCAUUAAAAGAAAACAUCGAAAGUUUAAAGAAUAGUUUGCCCAUAGAUCUAUCGGAUAUUUUAAAUAUAUAUAUAAGUAUAAAGAAUGUCAACUAUACAAAGUCCAAACUUGGCUUGCACUACAACAUCAUGAAUGCUCUCUUUUAA